AAUUAGCAAUACAUUUAGCAAUUAGAAAUUAAAUAAAAUGGGGCUUUGAGUUCGAUAAAAUCUUUCCUGCUCAAUUUUAAUGAGGAACAAAGCUAUUCCCCUGGGAUUCAAAUAAACUAUUGUUCUGCAUAAACAUGCAGUCGUUAUUGUCACCGAUCAUUACAAUUUGAGAAUUAGAAAAUUGGUAAAUUACAUGCAGUGUUAAAUGAUCUGAAAACCAUUAAUUCACACGGAAGCUCUAGACCUAUUUAAACUUACUACAAUAUACAUGUAUUUUAAAGUUAUAAUCUAACAUGGAACGUAUAAAGUCUAUUGUGGUUUUGCUGCUGCUGUUACUGCCUCAAUUUUAUUUGGGUUCUGUGGGAUAUAGCCAUCGGCAUCCUGGCUUCGCCCAACGCUUGCAGAUUAAGCCCGGCUGCUUGCAGGUGCCUCAGAAAUACACCGAAGCGCCAACUCCAACACCGACAAUAAUAUUUUCUUCGCUGGAGGAGGUCAACAGCGCAGAGGCAGACUAAACAUAUCAGAAAAUAAGUUCCCCCCGAGUGUGAGUU
Messenger RNA from Drosophila rhopaloa, 551 nucleotides. RefSeq lists its product as uncharacterized. The coding region runs from base 294 to 515 and encodes 73 amino acids. The record is from RefSeq and is a predicted model, not a curated record. NCBI's taxonomy places the organism in Eukaryota, Metazoa, Arthropoda, Insecta, Diptera, Drosophilidae. The transcript has a single exon.